This is a messenger RNA of Piliocolobus tephrosceles (Ugandan red Colobus), 1180 nucleotides long. RefSeq names its product C-X-C motif chemokine 3-like. The record is from RefSeq and is a predicted model, not a curated record. Gene Ontology annotation, biological process: defense response; chemotaxis; immune response. Gene Ontology annotation, cellular component: extracellular region. Gene Ontology annotation, molecular function: chemokine activity. The coding region runs from base 191 to 514 and encodes 107 amino acids. NCBI's taxonomy places the organism in Eukaryota, Metazoa, Chordata, Mammalia, Primates, Cercopithecidae. The transcript is spliced from 4 exons.
UUCCUUCAGGACUCGGGAUCGAUCUGGAGCUCCGGGAAUUUCCCUGGCGCGGCCGCUCCGGGCUUUCCAGUCUCAACUUUGUAUAAAAAGAGUUCGCCGAUCUGGCGAAGCCACAGAGCUCGGGUCGCAGUCACCUCCCCGCCAGCUCUCCCGCUUCUCGCACAGCCUCCCGACCCGUCUGCUGAGCCCCAUGGCCCUCGCCGCGCUCUCCGCAGCUCCCAGCAAUCCCCGGCUCCUGGGGGUGGCGCUGCUGCUCCUGCUCCUGGUGGCCUCUGGACAGCGCGCAGCAGGAGCGCCCGUGGCCGCUGAACUGCGCUGCCAGUGCUUGCAGACCCUGCAGGGAAUUCACCCCAAGAACAUCCAAAGUGUGACUGUGAAGGCCCCAGGACCCCACUGCGCUGAAACCGAAGUCAUAGCCACACUCAAGAAUGGGCAGAAAGCUUGUCUCAGCCCCGCAUCCCCCAUGGUUCAGAAAAUCAUCCAAAAGAUACUGAACAAGGGUAGCACCAACUGACUGGAGUGAAGUAAGAAGCUUAUCAGCCUAACAUUGACACUUCCUGCAGGAUGGUCCCUGCCCUUACCAGAGUUGAAAAUGAAAAAGAGAACAGCUGCUUUCUAGGGACACCUGGAAAGGACUUAAUGUGUUUGACUAUUUCUUAUGAGGGUUCUACUUAUUUAUGUAUUUAUUUAUUUUUGAAAGCUUGUAUUUUAAUAUUUUACAUGUUGUUAUUUAGAGAUAUGAGUGUGUUUCAUCAAACAGAGCUCAGUCCUGAUUAUUUAAUUGGAAUAUGAUGGGUUUUAAAUGUGUCAUUAAACUACUAUUUAGUGGGAGACCAUAAUGUGUCAGGCACCUUGAUAAAUGAUAGGGUGGGGAAUUGGAGGGCGGGGUUUGGAAUGUAAGCAAUGAGUGGAUCACUUUUAGGGUAAGGGAAUGUCCGUGCACAUCUAUAUUUUUAUACUUUUUUUAAAAAAAGAAUGUCAGUUGUUAUGUAUUGAAAUUACUUCACAUUAUGUGUUUAGCAUUUUUACGCUGAAGUUUCCCUUGGACAUUUUAUGUCUCACUUGUAAGGCAUAAUGCCUUGUUUAAUGUCCAUUCUGCAGUGUUUCUCUUUGCCUUGGAAAAGAGAAGUUACUAUUACUGUUACAUUUUUACAAAUGACAUGAUAAUAAAAGUUUUAUG